GUCCACCAACCUGUUCUUACCUACCCUGGAGCUUACAGAAGAGUUACAGUAGAGCUAAAGAUUCACCAUCUGGCUGUAGAUGCUCUUCUAAAAAGCAACCAAGUCAAUGAGUUGGAAGGAGGUGCUUUGUUAGGGUUUGAUCAUGACAUAAACUCUGGACCAUUUGCCAUAAAUGAUCAGAAUGGCAUUGAUGAGGCCACUUCAUGUGCACGUGCUUUUCGAGUCCUAAAGCAGUUAAUCCAACGGUGCCUUGCAGAUGCAGUUACAUCUGGAAAUGCAUAUGCUGAUGCAAUAUUGCAACAUCUAUAUCGAUGGCUAUGCAGCUCUUCACCAGCUCCUUCACAAGGAAAACAUGAUCUGCCUGCAGCCAAAGCUUACUGUGAUAGUUUGUUGCGAACUCUGCAGUCUAGAGAUCUAUUUGAAUGGAUUGAACUUGAACCGCUUCAGUUCUGGAACUCAUUGCUAUUCAUGGAUCAGUAUAACUAUGGUGGAAUACCAGCAAAAUCUGAUGAUGCGAUUAAUGACGAAUCUCAAGUUGACAUUAUAUCAAGUUGGAACAUUGCCGAAUACUUGCCAAAGAAAAUCCAGGAUCACUUUGUUUUCAUUGUUUCUCAAUUCAUGUACAUUCCCUGGAACUAUGCACAAAGACAAGCUGCAAUACCGGCUUCAUCACAAAGUGGCGACUCCUGCACCCCAUCAAUCACUAUUGGAGCUGCAGAGAAAUUUGAAUCACAUGUGACGGAAUAUAUUAAAGGACAGAUCAGCUCUUACUUCACAGACAAGCUUCUGGGAAUUGUUGGCGAUAUUAUGCAUCAUAUGAAGGAGAUAAGACUAGAAAAAGACCAGAAUGUAUCAUCUGGCAAUCCUCAACUUGCGGCUGAUUUCCACAAAGGGGACGCAGCCUUGGAAUUUAUCAAGCAUGUCUGUGCCGUCCUCGCCCUGGACCAGAGUGUGCAGCAUGACGUUCUGGUCAUGAGAAAGAAUCUGUUGAGAUUUGUUCGGGUCAGGGAGUUUGCACCAGAAGCUGAGUUUCGUGAUCCGAGUCAUUCAUUCAUAUUACCCAAUGUCAUCUGCAGCUACUGCAAUGAUUGCAGAGAUUUGGAUUUGUGCCGUGACUCAGCUUUAUUAAGUCAGGAGUGGCAUUGUGGCGUGCCGCAGUGUGGGCAGCCAUAUGAUCGUGAGGUGAUGGAAAAUGCACUUCUUCAGAUUGUACGACAGAGAGAACGGCUAUACCACUUGCAAGAUCUGGUGUGCGUCAGAUGUUACCAGGUUAAAGCUGCUCAUUUAGCUGAGCAAUGUGCUUGUGCGGGAUCAUACAAGUGCAAGGAAGAUAGAACUGAAUUUCGCAAUAAGAUGCAGGUUUUCUACAACAUAGCUGUUCGCCAAAAAUUCCAGCUCCUUCAGGAAUGCACCUCAUGGAUUCUAGAGUUGAGAUAGCUCUUAACAUUUAGUCGGCAACGGUCACUGCGUACAUACGUCGAAGAUGUCCCGGGCAGCAUUACCAAUCGUCAAAUUCGACUUGUAUAGAAGCCAAAAAAAAAACAAAAGAAUGAAAAUUCGAUUAUGCUUGGCUGGCCUGCUUAAUACCAUCUCUCAGAUCGUCAGUUUCUUGAGACUUAAUUCUUUUAUUCGGUUAGUGCUAGAGGUAUGUAAAAUAUGUAUAUAAAUUAUUUAUAUCGAUCAAUGAUCAGGUAUCAACAUCUCUA
Molecule: messenger RNA, 1706 nt
Organism: Neltuma alba
Lineage: Eukaryota; Viridiplantae; Streptophyta; Magnoliopsida; Fabales; Fabaceae
Product: DNA polymerase epsilon catalytic subunit A-like
Exons: 10
Biological process (GO): DNA replication; mitotic cell cycle; base-excision repair, gap-filling
Cellular component (GO): nucleus; epsilon DNA polymerase complex
Molecular function (GO): DNA binding; single-stranded DNA 3'-5' DNA exonuclease activity; DNA-directed DNA polymerase activity
Source: RefSeq, a predicted model, not a curated record